UCUGUGAACAGACUGUAAAGAACCGGUGAAAUAGGCUACUCGUUCAUUUUCACUUGACGGAUCGUCUGCGGAGCAAAUCCUUUCUCGAGCGUGGACUGAAACAAACUGAUGCGCUUCAUUCGCGUCAGUUAAACCAGAAAACUUAGUUUAAUAGAGUUUGGAAUAGAGUGGGACUCUUUUCAGCUUCCAAUACGCGUCUCUGCAGCAAUGUCACCGCAUCUCCAAGAGACACGCAUCGGAAGUCUUCUUGCUGUUAAUCUGUUAGCAGUGGUAUGCUGUUGCAAUGCGGUAACAAUUCAGAAACCUGCACCAUUUUGCCUCCUCAUCAAAUCAGAACGCGGGAGCUCUCAGGUGAGCUUUCUCAUCCACUCACCGGACACCACAGCAUCUCCUCUCUUUUACUGGAGCAAGUGGACAUCAGAGAAACGCUUGGAAGGUUGUUUCAAGAGUGGCGACGGGACACUGGUUACGCGUUAUCGGUCACUCUGCCGUCAAGAGCGCGCACGGGACAAUGAGAAACCACUGCACUUCAACUUAAGCGCGCUACUGGAAGAUGCCAGUCUGUGUGAAAUGCACAUGCAUGUCAAUUUCACUUUGCACAAAGAACGCAUAAAUCCAGACCAGCUGAUGGAUACAAGAGCAAAAAGUCGCCAUAAACGCGCGUGGGUUUUGCCGGGAACACUUUGGUGUGGACGCGGCACCAGCGCCAAUGACUAUGAACAGCUGGGUAUGUUUGUGCAUGCAGACAGAUGCUGUCGAGAACAUGAUCACUGUGAGCACAUCAUCCGCUCGUUCUCUGUCAACUUCAGUGUGUUCAACCCCACCCUGUUCACGCUCUCGCACUGUGACUGUGACCACAGAUUUAAACAAUGCCUUCUCAGUGGUAAUGACACUAUCUCCAACAUGGUGGGCUACAGUUUCUUCAAUGUCCUGAAGCUCCGCUGCUUUGAGCUGAUCCAGAAGAAGCAAUGCACGCAGUACAACUGGUUUGGAUUGUGCACAAUGGUUGAGAUUGCUCCAGUGGCAGUAUGGAAAGAUUCAACACUGUAUAAUUCUACCAGUCUGACUAAUGAGAACAGCGGCACCAUUGACCUUUCAUGCAAUGAACUGCCAAUCAAACGGCCACACAGCGGCAAACAAAGAACCUCUAAAUCGAAACGAAUACAACUGACAAAGGGCCGAAAAACCUGCGCUCCUGUGGACUAUGCAAAAGGGGAAACGUUUCAGCUAAGUCAAAAGUUGGUGAGCCAAAUUGAAAAAAGGAAGAAACUACAAACAAAUGGACAUCAAAAGGGAAGAAGGAAGUCACUUGUUUCCCAAAGGAAGGCAUCCAAAGGGAAGAAAAUUACUACUCAGAAGUUCAAAAUGGAAACUAUUCUUCAAAGCACCCACAGAACCCCAAAAGCAAGUGUCACUCACUCCCCCUCAACCUCAUCUAAAACGAAAUCACUCUCAGUGCAAAAGACGAUGGCCACUCAGUCCGAACAAACGUCCGUAACUAAAUCAGAAGCACGGACACUUCAAAAUAAGAGAAAAAGAGGUAAACAGAAAAAGACCCAGAAGGAAAAACGAAUUAAAUCCCCAAAACAAUGAUGAGUGAAGAGACAAUACUUUAAAGCAUGAUUUAUUUUUAUAUUUUUAAAUAUGCAUAAAGCCACAAAGUCACAAUUAUCAAGCGAGAUCCUUGCUCUUUUAUAUAUACACAGAAUGUAGUGACUUUUGUUGUUUAAGUAGGUGCCAAUUAAUACAAUUUUAAAAAUGAUACUAAGCAAUGAUACUUCAUAUGUUUUUAAAUGUAUAGUGACCGACAACCUCAGUAUAUGCACAUACACGCAUUCGCAUGUUAUAAU
Messenger RNA from Cyprinus carpio (common carp), 1850 nucleotides. Its product is annotated as group 3 secretory phospholipase A2. Gene Ontology annotation, molecular function: A2-type glycerophospholipase activity. Gene Ontology annotation, biological process: phospholipid metabolic process; arachidonate secretion. Lineage: Eukaryota; Metazoa; Chordata; Actinopteri; Cypriniformes; Cyprinidae. The record is from RefSeq and is a predicted model, not a curated record.